CAGUCAACAGUGAUUCCUAGUUCUUAGGUGCAGAAAAGAGAGACCCAGACAGUGGUUACGAGCCUGGGAUUCCUCCGGAGAGAAACUGGUGUACGCUCGAGUCGCGUUGAGAGAGCCUGCCAAAGAGCCUCCACCCUGAAGCCUCACCAAAGGCCCAAAGGCCCAGGAGCGGAAAGGUCAUUCCGACCGGGUCCUGGAGUCGAGGACAGUCUGCACCGCGGACGCGGAAUACCAGAGGAAGACAGAGUUCGCCGGAACCCCUAGCUGCCGUAGGCCGAGGUGGAGCGAAGGCUCCAUCCUGGGGCAGCGUCGGCCCAUUACACCGCGCUCCUCGUGCUUUGGAGAAGACCCCCUACCUCUCCCAAACUCGAGGUCCCAACACUGCAGCAGCUCAUACUGCGUCCACUUGAAGAACGACCCCGAAAGUCAGAAAAGUUGGUAUUGGGGCGAAAUGAAAUGUUCCACCCACUCAAGCAAGUAGGGUACAUCUGUGUCAGACGCAAAUGACAUGUUUUCAACACUUUUUGAAAUUUCAAAGAAACGAGUAAGCACAUCCUCAGAAAACCGACAGGGUUUUUACUCAGGUGGUGCAGGCCUGAGGUUGCACGCUCACCUCGGUCGCCGCCCGGGGUGCAAGCUCGGCUUGGUCUAUUCAGCUAGCAGGCUGAUAACCGAGAGCUGGCCAGAAGCCUCUCAUGGGCGGCUCUCUGAACCACUGUGAGUGUCUUCACUGUGUUCAGCCUUCCGCCUUCUCUCUUAUUACUCUAGGGAGCCCUUCCACCGGAUCUGCCGCGUGUCCCGGCAACCGUUGCUAGGGGGCGGGGUUCAUCUUGCCCGAGCCCCGGAUGCCCGCGGCUCACGAAUAUUUGGGUAUUCAAAUGAGCCCCGCCCCCGUUGCCAUGGCGCCAGGUCCGCAACCCCACCGCGGUGAUAAAAAUAUAAAAGCCCUCACUUGAGAGAGCGACCGCCGCGGUGGAGGGGCCCAGGGCUGCGCCCCAAGUCUUGGGCACCCUAGCCCACCCCUCAGGUGUUACAUGUAGACACAUGUGGCCCCCUUGCCCGGAUGUUUGACCUACAGCAGGAGCCAGCUACCUUCAGGUUGGACGUGGAUGGACCCAGCCUGGGAUGGAUCCCAGGGGUCUCGACCAGGCACAGCUAGUAUCCGGGUACGGGAGCUGAGCUGGCAGGGCCUAAACAACCCCCAACCACAAAACAAGAGACUGGGCAGCCAUGGGGAUAUCUACAGGGAGCGGCGGGUGGAGGAGCAUCUAUCCCCUGCACGACUGCAGGCCCUGGCCCAGGUAGAUGACCUCCAACUGGUGAGGGUCCUGGAGAUGUGUGUGGACACCCGUAAGAACAGCCUGGGGAACUUCGGAAUGCACCUUCCUAACCUGAUCCAACUGAAGCUGAACCACAGCUGCCUGGGCUCCCUCAGAGACCUGGGCACUUCUCUGGGCCAACUGCAGGUGCUGUGGCUGGCUCGCUGUGGCCUGACUGACUUGGAUGGCAUUGGCUCCUUCUUGGCACUGAAGGAACUUUAUGUCUCCUACAACAACAUCUCGGACCUGAGCCCACUGUGUCUGCUGGAGCAGCUGGAGGUGCUGGACCUUGAGGGCAACAAUGUGGAGGACCUGGGGCAGAUGCGGUACCUACAGCUGUGCCCACGCUUGACCACGCUUACAUUGGAGGGGAAUCUAGUGUGCCUGAAGCCAGACCCUGGCCCUUCUAACAAGGCACCUCAGGACUACAACUACAGAGCAGAGGUAAAGAAGCUCAUCCCCCAGCUCCAUAUCCUAGAUGAGGUACCCACCACAUGCACCAACUUGCCUGCUCCCCAGAAGCUGAGCCAGGACUGGCUGAUGGUGAAGGAGGCCAUCAAGGAAGGCAACGUGCUUGACAUUCUCCUGCCUCGGCUGGAGUGUUCCCAUGGAGCCACCAUUCGGAAAUUUGACCCAACCUUGCCUGUGCCUGAGACCCAGCCAUGGGCCUUGUCCCUGCUGGUCCCUGAGGGCCCCUUGCCUGAAGGUCUGCUUUCUGAGAACCCAGCCGCAGAAGACCAUGCCAGCAACCUCACCCAUGGUCCUGGUCAAGUUCUCUGUGGGAACCCCACCAAAGGCCUACGGGAACGUAGAAACCAGUACCAGUCCUCUUCUCCAAAGACAGCUGGAGUUCCAACAGGAAAGACUUACUCAUGUCCAGGCCCAGGACCCACAGAAGGCUCCUAUAGAACAGGAAGACCAGACUGGACCCAAGACUUCCCUAACCCCGCUACGCCUGGCCUCAGAACUUUCCAGGACAUCAGGCUUUCACUUGAUCCCUUCUCCCCCAAAGUACCCAAUGCCACCUGAGUCAGGCAUCAGUUCCUUGGGGAGAUCUGCAGACCUACCCUUCAGAGGACGUAGGCUGAGAGUCCUGGGCAGCUUGGGGCCUAGCCUGGGUGAGGGGUCUGUCCUGGGUGAGAGGUUGGCCUUGAGAGCCCUGGAGGUGUCCUCAGACCCCAGCCAUCGAGCCCAGGGAUGUCCAGAUCCCAAGCCAUCACUAGGCCCGGCAACUUGUCCUCUAGGGCUCCACUGCCUCCAUCACCUGAACCCUAUCCCUCCAGCCCAUCCUUUCCCUUAGCGUAGCCCUCCCUUGCUGACAUCUCUUGGCCUAGGUGGGGCCAAAAUGAAGUGGGUGAACUUGGGGCUGGACUUUUUAGAGGUCCCAGGACUCUGGGUCAUCUAUAUGGCCCAAAUUCUGAGCCUGCUAAUCCUAGGGUUCAAAAUGGCACAACCAUCCUGGGAAGGUUUGCAGGUUCCCUUAUGUGGGGCAGUUCCUUUCUCUUGGGACACCAUAUAACCUUUGUAAAAGCCAAGCGAAACAUUUUCAACUCUCAGGUAUGCAGAAAUGUGCUUUACUUUAUAAGCAAUGGUUGGUUCAAUAAAUUAUGAAGCUGGCA
This is a messenger RNA of Rattus norvegicus (Norway rat), 2938 nucleotides long. It is a transcript of the gene Lrrc56, whose product is annotated as leucine rich repeat containing 56. The record is from RefSeq and is a predicted model, not a curated record. NCBI's taxonomy places the organism in Eukaryota, Metazoa, Chordata, Mammalia, Rodentia, Muridae. Gene Ontology annotation, cellular component: cilium.